Messenger RNA from Camellia sinensis, 2073 nucleotides. RefSeq names its product D-mannose binding lectin protein with Apple-like carbohydrate-binding domain-containing protein. Lineage: Eukaryota; Viridiplantae; Streptophyta; Magnoliopsida; Ericales; Theaceae. The record is from RefSeq and is a predicted model, not a curated record.
AGACAAGAGGACACAUAACCACAUUAAUUGUGGGCACACCACAUAUUGACCCCAUACCAGAUUAGCAAAACAAAAAGGUCAAGUCACUUUUUAGGAGUGGGGGGUUGACACUAAUUACUAAACAAUGUUUUAACACUCACUGUAUUCAUUAGUCAUGACUCAUGCCAACCUUUCCCACCACUCUCUUUCAUUGAUUCUCACCUGAAAACCUAAUGAGGGUCUUUACCCACCUCCCUAAAAAUCAGCAAAGCUGAGUUAUAGUCAUCAAAGAUGAAGAUCAUACAUACUAAAACUGACUCAUGAAACUCUGUUUGUUCAUUCUUUUCAUUCAUUUCUUGACACAUGGCCACUCCAACUCUGAUAUCAACAUUGGCUAUAGGGUCACCCUUGCCGUCCCUAUGGAAUAUAGCUUGGGUUUCAUUGGAAGAGCUUUUAUAAUGGAGACUGACCAAAUGGCACCAAAAUUUAAAGUUGCAUUAAAUGUUGAAGCUGUGGAGGAAAAGUACUCAUGUUCCAUUGAUGUUUUGCUUGGGGAUGUGAGGGUGUGGAGUUCUGGCCAUUUGUCGCGAUUUUACGCGACAGAGAAAUGUGUAGUCGAGCUGACGCAGGGCGGAGAUCUGCAGUUGAAAGGUCAGAAGGAGCAAGUUGGAUGGCGAAGUGGGACUUCUGGACAAGGUGUGCAGAGACUAAACUUGCUAAGAACUGGCAAUCUAGUGUUAGUAGAUGAUCUCAACAUGAUCAAAUGGCAGAGUUUCAAUUUCCCGACAAACAUAAUGCUUUGGGGACAGAGAUUGAACGUUGCGACUCGCUUGACUUCUUUCCCCUCCAACUCAAGCAAUUCAUCAUUUUCCUUUGAAAUCCAGAACGAUAAGAUCGCGCUCUACUUGAACUCUGGCAAAUUGAAGUAUGCCUAUUGGGAAUUCAAGCCUCCUGACAACCAAAACAUCACAUUUAUCAAAGUGGGUAAUAAAGGAUUAGAGUUAUUCGGCGACAAGUACACAAAAAUCACCCAGAUUCCUUCAGGCAGGCUUGAGCCAUUGCGGUUUCUGGCACUGGGGAACGAAACAGGCAAUUUGGGGCUUUACUACUACUCACCUGACACGGGUAAUUUUAAGGCCUCAUUUCAAGCACUGAACAGCACUUGUGAUCUUCCACUAGCAUGUAAACCUUAUGGUAUAUGUACCUUAUCCGAUGUGUGUUCGUGCAUGCGAUUCAUAACACGAGAUGGGUUCAACUCUGGUUGCAGCAAUGGAAGUUCUGUCGGGUUUUGUAGCAAAAAUCAAGUUGAAAUGGUUGAGUUACAAGGUGUUACUAGUGUACUUAAGGGUACACCAGAAAAGGCUAAGUAUGUUAGCAAAGAAGUGUGUGCAAAUUUGUGUUUGGAUGAUUGUAAAUGUGUUGCUGCAUUGUAUUCAAAAUUGGGAGAUUGUUUUCUGUAUGGAAUUGUUCGUGGGGUGAAACAGGUUGCGUGGGGGAGCGGGUUGAGUUACAUGGUUAAGGUGCCGAAGGGAACGAGUGGGAAUCAUGGGAAGAGUUCUGGUUUGAAAAAAUGGGUUUUUGUGAUUGUAGGAGUGGCUGAUGGAUUGAUCAUCGCGCUUGUUUUGGGAGGGACCGGGUACUAUGUGAUUCAGAGAAGAAAGAACUUAGGGGAUGACAACAAUAGUACAUGACCUUAUAUGAUUCAUUGUUUCUUGUGAGAACUGUAGAUCAAUAUACAAUUUUUUUGAGUGGAAUAGAAAAUUUGCAUCAAUUAUUUUUAGAAAAGAGAAAAUCUGAGGCCCAUAAAGGGACAUGAAUUAUCAGCCAAGAAUCAUCUUUGUGCAGUUUGAUUGUAAAGCUAGGAGAGAAGGCCAAGAAUGUGGUGGAUGCGUCAAAAGUGAGGACCCCAGGUUCAAUUUAUUUGUUUUUUGUUUUGUUUUUGUCAAUGCGGUCCUUGGGAAGUUACCUGCCUUUGAAGGAAUUUGGGCGCAAGGGAAUGAUGUAAUAUUGGAAAAAGAAGAAAGAAUCAGAGAAUAAAAAGAAAAAGAAAACCACUGACAUGUCACAACAGUGACAAAUUAUACAUUCUGUCAA